CUAAUACAAACUUUACAACUCCAUGCAUGUUGCAGUCAAGAAGAUUCUUGAGGUUGAUACAAUAAGUCAAUCAAAACUCUACCAAACUUUGAUUUUUGAACAGUUGCUUUGACAUUAUAAACUAUAAAUACACACUAUCAAUUUCAUUUCUUAGACAUAAAAUUUGGCAAAAUUACAAUGGCAACCACAAUAAACUCAAAUAUGGCUGUAGUUAGUAAGGUAUUUUGUUCAUCUUCUGAGGUAGUUCUUGUUGUCCGAAGGCGCCCACAUGUUGUGAAUGGUGGUGGUUUUAUUGUCACAAAUUGUGCCCAAAAUGUUAUUUUCAAAGUUGAUGGAUGUGGAAUUCUUGGAAAAAAGGAAGAACUUAUUCUCAAAGAUAGUUAUGGACAUGCUUUACUUCUUAUCAGGAAAAAGGGAGGAGUAAUUGAAGCAUUAAGCAUGCAAAAGAAAUGGAGGGGUUAUAGUAAAGAUUUUGAAGGUUCUGAAAAGUUGGUGUUUUGCUUGAAAGAGCCCAAAAACUCUUGUUUCUCGAAGAAAAUGCCAAUCAAGAUUUCCAUUGAACAAAAGGAUUACAAUGAUCAUAAGAAUUUCCAGAUUUCUGGCUAUUUCCCUGAUAGAGCUUGCAGCAUUAUUGACUCCUCUGGCAAUGUAAUUGCAAAGGUUGGAGCUAGGAAAGAGGUGCAGCAAGUGAUGCCAAGCAAUGAUGUGUAUACUGUAACUGUUAAGGCAGGAAUAGAUCAAGCUUUUGUUGUUGGAGUUAUCGCUAUUCUUGAUUACAUAUAUGAUGGAUCUACCAAAUGCUAGUCCCUUUUCUAUAUCUAAUUAAUGGCAAAGAAGAAAAUGAUCACCUCUUCCUAAAGUUGCAGAAUAUUAAUAUUGUUGUUGUCAUCUUCAAUUAGAAUUGGCAAUGCUAGCUCAUUUCAAGCUUUAACUUUGUGUGUUUCUAAUUCUGUAGAUAAGCUACAUGAUGUUUUCAAUUACUUUGAAUUAUAUUCAAUGAGUGUUUCGAUA
Nicotiana tabacum (common tobacco) is the source of this 1011-nucleotide messenger RNA. Its product is annotated as protein LURP-one-related 6-like. Lineage: Eukaryota; Viridiplantae; Streptophyta; Magnoliopsida; Solanales; Solanaceae. The record is from RefSeq and is a predicted model, not a curated record.